This is a messenger RNA of Trichobilharzia regenti, 561 nucleotides long. Lineage: Eukaryota; Metazoa; Platyhelminthes; Trematoda; Strigeidida; Schistosomatidae. The record is from the annotation of a GenBank genome assembly.
AUGAUGUUACCGUUUGUCAUCAUAGUCGACUGGAUACAAAUUGGCCGCUUUCAUAUUUGUUGGUUGGAUGAGAGGGAAUUUCGUCUUCAAGUAUAUCAUACAAUAUUUGCGAACUUAGGCUUAGUGCAGAGUACUUUGAUUGUUAUUGUCAAUGUGGCGUUCAUAACACGGCUUCGUAUACAAUUCAAGAAGACAGGUGGUGGUGGUUUAGCAUAUAACAAAAAAGAAUUGAAGCAUAUUACAAUCUCCACUAUUCUCUUGGCAUUUUCAAUGUCUUAUGUGUUGACCGCUUUACCACAGACUACAGUUUAUUUAUUGGCAUUCCUAUGGUCACAUUCGAAAGGAAACAUGAUACCAGAAAAUGAAGUAAGUGUCAGAAUGAUGUACAAUUUGGCAGAUAUAGGAUGGAAUAUUCAUUUUUUACGAGAAUUAGUCGAUUUGUUCAUGUAUUUUGUUUAUUUGAAGCCAUUACGUCGUACAAUAAUACUUAAAACUAAACAGUAUAUCAAAACAAUCACUCACUAUGAUUUAAACUCGUCUGACCAUAUACCGGCAAAGUAG